Molecule: messenger RNA, 681 nt
Organism: Saitoella complicata NRRL Y-17804
Lineage: Eukaryota; Fungi; Ascomycota; Saitoellomycetes; Saitoellales; Saitoellaceae
Product: NAD(P)-binding protein
Exons: 2
Coding region: 1-681 (226 amino acids)
Biological process (GO): import into nucleus
Cellular component (GO): cytoplasm
Source: RefSeq, a predicted model, not a curated record
AUGUCAUCGGCUUUGAUCUUGGGUGCGACUGGAGCUGUCGGCGAGCAAAUACUUAAGGAGCUUUUGGCUUGUCCUGCCGUGUCAAGAGUCACAUCUAUCGGCCGCAGAGAAGCUGUUUACGAUGGCCCGGGCAAGAACAAGUUGGUCCAGCAGGUCGUUGAUUUUGAUAAUCUGGAGCCGCACCGAGACGUCUUAAAAGGACACGACUCGAUAUACAUUACCCUUGGCACAACUCGUGCGCAAGCAGGUUCAGCAGCCGCCUUUACGAAGGUCGACCAGGAAAUUCCCUUGCAGUGCGUGAGACUGGCCCUCGAGCCCUCCAAAAAUCAACAUGUGCUGUACUGUUCGUCAGCUGGAGCGAACAAGUCGAGCAUGUUCUUGUACCCACGCUCGAAGGGGGAGACGGAGGAAGAAUUAACAAAGUUAGCUGAGGCGGCCGGCGGAAGAACCAGUAUUUUCAGACCAGCAUACUUGCGCACUGUCAAGCCUCGCCCGGAACAGCGAACUAUGGAAGCCUUCUUUGGAAAGUUUAUCAUCCCAACAAUCGAGUCUGUCGGCUUCAAAUGGAGUAAUCCGGUCACCGAUGUAGCAAAGGCAAUGGUCAAAGUAGGCAUCAGCGGAGCAAAUCAGAGUGCCAUUUAUGAUAGCCCUACGAUAGCGCAGCUAGCAAGGGAUGUCUAG